Gadus morhua (Atlantic cod) is the source of this 2708-nucleotide messenger RNA. It is a transcript of the gene ftr84, whose product is annotated as finTRIM family, member 84. Gene Ontology annotation, molecular function: protein binding; zinc ion binding. Lineage: Eukaryota; Metazoa; Chordata; Actinopteri; Gadiformes; Gadidae. The transcript has 7 exons. Bases 577 to 2319 code for a protein of 580 amino acids. The record is from RefSeq and is a predicted model, not a curated record.
UUGACCUGUCACAAUGUCAGCGUCAGCCAAGCGAGAAGAGAGUCGAGGAUGCAUGAUGUCUCAGCCCAUGUGGGACUCGACGAUAGGUUGGGAACCCAACCAACAAUCCCCGGCCCUGGAUAAUCAAGCGUUGUUCAUUAGGCCGCUGGGCAAAAGUUCCUAUUUGUCCGAGCACGCACGAACGCACACACGCACGCACGCGGGACAUUUAUAUUCCUGCACGGUAAGCACGCGUCAGCGUGUUAUCCAAGUCGGAUUCAGUAAAACCUGUUUUUGUGGGAAUGAGUGCCUGGUGCUUACAGUAACAACACAGUGUUUGUUGUUAAAUACAAGCCCAGCCCGCUCCUCAACAUUUCACUUAAAGACCACGCAGGCUGUGAGCUGCUCCAUUACAGCGGGACACACCUGGAAUUUAUCCGUUCAAUAGAACAGAUAUGGGAAAUACAAAGUAUAAUAACAGUUGACACUUAGUGAACAAUAACUGCUGCAACUAACAGUCACCUAUUUUUCUUUUCUUUUUUAUUGUCUCCUUUCUUUCGUUUGUUUUUUUUAUCUCGCGGGGGGACUUCCUCCACGAUGAACGCCAUCAUGGCUGAGUCCGGCGGCUACCCGAUGCCCCCGGCCCCCUACUGCUGCCCGCUGUGUCUGGACGACCCCCGGGACCCGGUCACCCUCCCCUGCGGAGACACCAACUGCUGUCUGGAGUGCGUCAACAUCUACUGGGAUCAGCUGGACCACGUCGGCGUGUACAGCUGCCCGCAGUGCCGCGCCACCUUCACGCCGCGCCCCGCGCUCCGGCGCCACGUGCCCGAAGUGCAACGGGUUCAGGAGCCACGUCGUAGCCCGCCGGCGAUCACGGCGCCCUUCCCGCACAUGCAGCGCGACGUGCUCUGCGACUUCUGCGUGGGCCCGCGCAACAAGGCGAUCAAGUCGUGCUUGAUGUGCCUGGCGUACUACUGCGAGACGCACGUGAAGCCGCACUACGAGUCCGCCACCUUCAAGCGGCACAAGCUGGUGGACGAGACGGGCCACCUGGACCGGAAGAUCUGCCCCCAGCACGAGAAGGGUCUGGAGCUCUUCUGCCGCACCGACCAGAUGUGCAUCUGCGUGCUGUGCACCGUGCGCGAGCACCGGGGACACAACAUCAUCUCCGCGGAGGAGGAGCGCGCUGAUAAACAGAAAGUUCUGGUGGGCACCCAGUCCGAGGUCCAGUACAUCAUCCAGGACAGGAUGAAGGAGCUGCAGGAACUGCGACACAACGUGGACCGUCUUAAAAGCUGUGCUCAGCGCGCGCAAUCAGACAGCGACAAGAGCUUCCACGAGAUGCAGCAGGCGGUGGACCGCUGGCACGGGGAGCUGAAGCAGCUGAUCCAGGCCAACAUGCAGGCGGCCAUGUCCCAGGCCGAGGGCUACGUGGAGCGGCUGGAGCACGAGAUCUCAGAGCUGCAGCGCCGCGACGCAGAGCUCCGACUGAUCCUGGAGACCGAGGACAACAUCCACUUCCUGCAGAACUUCCAGUCGCUUUGUGUGCGACCGGAGCCCAUGGUGCCCAAGGUGCUCAUCAACCCCCAGUUCGCCUUCGAGGAGAUGAGCAAGACGGCUGCGGACAUGAAGGAGCACCUGGACGACAUCUGCAAGACGGAGCUCAGCAAGAUCUCCAAGACAGUAAGUGAAACACCUGUGUACAUUCUCCUGCCCCGGAACGGAGACAAGCGAAACAAAGUCCCAUCCAGGCUGGACCUCCAGGAGCCCAAGAGCAGAGCGGACUUCCUCAGAUACACCAGCAAGAUGACCCUUGACCCCAACUCGGCCUACAAGGAGCUGGUUCUGUCAGAAGGGAACCAGCGGGUGACCCGGAGGAAGGCGGGUCAGCUCCUCCCGGACCACCCGGACCGCUUCGACGGCUUCUCUCAGGUGCUGUGCCGCGAGGCCCUGUCCGGCUCCCGCUUCUACUGGGAGGCCGAGUGGACCGGGGAGUUCUCCGUGGGCGUGGCCUACAAGAGCAUCAGCCGCAAGGGCAAGAACUCCCACAGCCUGCUGGGCUACAACGACAGGUCCUGGAGCCUGCUGUGCUCCGACGGGGGCUACUCGGCCUGGCACAACCAGAGGGACCAGGACCUGCCGGCCGCGGCCCGGGCCACGCGGAUCGGCGUGUUCCUGGACUACGCGGGCCACAGCCUGGCCUUCUACUCUGUGUCGGACACCAUGGUGCUGCUGCACCGGUUCAAGGCCAACUUCUCAGAGCCGUUGUACGCCGGCUUCGGCGUGGGUUCGUCGGUCAGCCUGGUCCAUCUGAAGCCCGCCUCGUUACCCUACUGAUAAUAAUAAUAAUACAUUUGAUUUUUAUAACUCAAGGAUGCUAUACAAUGUGGGCAAGAACAUUGAAAACAAAAUAACUCAAUCAAAAACAGCGAGACGAGCAGACAAACAGGAGGGGGAGUCAGCACGUUUGAGGAGGUGAGUUUUGAGCGAUAGGGUGGCACGCUAAGUGGGGAUAACAUUCCAUCUGAUCCCUCCUAUGACCCAAAUAUAAUAUGCAUUUAUGAUAUGAUGUAUAUAAAUAUAUAUAUGUGUGUGUGUUAUUGUCAUAGCCUCUUAUCAGCCACCGCGGGUCAACAACAAUGAUUAUUUAACAAAAGAUGUAUGUGUUCAGAUAUUUUUGUAAUCGAAAUGAAAGGAAAUCUAAAAAAAUAAAUGUGUACAAAUUG